CGCACGACGUUAUCAAUUUGCAUUUUCUAAGUAUCCAAAAAACGAUUCUUUAAACGAGCGCACCAAUUUUCGGGACGAUUAGUGGUGAUUUAUUCGGUUGUCGCAUCGUAUUUGUCAACAUGUGUUACAGUUACAAAUCGAUCGAACGACGCGACCUUGAUAGGAAGGAAAGGGUGACCAUGUCGGAACCUCCUCCCCCAGUCCAAUUUUGUGACCAAGUGUCGAGUACUUCGGCGCUGUUAUCAUCGCUACUGGGUGGCGAGGAGGUGCACAUUACAGCUUGGAACGAAAAUGAACGUAGUGUGGUGGACUGGCAAGAAAGAUGCAUAGAACUAGAGGGAUCUCUUCAACGAUUUCGAGAUCAGGCUGCUCAAAUCAGAGAACUUCUCCGAGAGAAGUUGGCGGAUUUGGAGCAGAGGAAGGAAGAUGCGGAAAAAAGAGCAGACGAAGCCGAAAGGAGGGCACAGCUGAUGGAGAAGAGGUUGGCUGAAGCAACUUGGAAUGCUAGCCAACAUGGAGAUUCUUGCAAUGUUGGUUCUAAUAUAGAAAAACUGACAAAUCUACAUUCUGAAAAAGAUGAUGCUAUCAAUACAUUAGAGCAACAAGUGGAAGAACAGAAAAAAUUAAGGAUUCAGGAUGCAAGACAAGUUGAAGCUAAGGCUGCUAAAAUCAAAGAAUGGGUGACAAAUAAGUUAAAGGAGCUUGAAGAACAGAAUCAGCAUCUCAGGCAACAAAAUCAGAAAUGUAAUGAACAACUUGAAUUGUUGAAGAACCGUUUGACUCAACUUUCUCAGCUGAGUUCCCGUUCAAAGCCAAGAGAUCGAGCAAGCACAGAGGAUUCUUCAAGAGGAAGUUUUGAAGAUAGAGGUGAAUCUGAUGAUAGUUUACCACCAGAAAUACCUGAAAGAAUAUCUCCAACAAGCAUUCGACGGAUUAGACGUGAACAUUCUCUUGGAGAAGAAGGCACAACACUUAGGGAAGCAAUUCUUCGUGAAGGACAUUGUAAUGCAGAUUCAGAUUCGGAUCCACUUUAUGCAGCUGUUGAUUACUCAAAGAAAAAAUCUCAUACUCGUUCUGCUCCACCUCGUGUGAAAUUGGAAAGGAAAAAAUAUAAUGAUGGUAAUGCAUCUAUAUUGAGUUCUACAGCAUCAGAAGAACAGUGUGAUUCUGAAGCUGAUGUGCGACAUGAUUCUAGAGUUGAUUCUGGUUCGGUUGAUGUGGAUACACCAGCAUGCUUGACUCCAAGAAGCCCAUUAACACCUAAUGCUCUUGUUUCUAUCUCGGAUCCCCCAACUAAUGGAGAUAGUUCGGAUGGUACAUCUCCACAUUCUGAUGGUAAGAGAAAACCUGUACCCCCACCACGCUCACGAGUUCCAGCCAAGCCAAAGGCAAAUAACUGCUCUAGUUCUCCAGUUGUUUCUCAGGUACAAUCACAGCCAAUGGUGUCAAAUUCAGAAAUGAAUGGAUCUAAACAUGGUGCUUCGUCUUCUUCUAGUGACAAUUAUGAUAAUGUGGAAUGUAAAAUAUCUAGUCAGAAAAAAAGCAAAGUUGAUCAACAUUCUUCCAGUGAAAAGAAAAAAAUUGUGUGCGCUGAUAAUGAAAUUCAUGAUUAUGCUGAAAUAUACACACCAAGUCAAGAGCUUCCAAAUUUUCCUUCUCGAGAAAAUGGUGAUGACUUAGAAGGAAAACCACCAACUCCACCACUUCAUCGAUUUCCUUCUUGGGAAUCUAGAAUUUAUGAAGUUGCAAUAAAUGGUAUAAGUAUGUCCUCUGACUCCCUUCAAGGAACACCUUCUACUUCUCCAAACAAUAAUUCAAAACCAUCAACUGAUCCAUAUAUAAAUAAUAUUUUUCCUGAUCUUAAUAUUCCAGUUUAUGCAACAGUAAAAGGAAGAGCAUCUCAAAUAAGAUCAAUACCUUUUACUGGUGAUUCAUCAGAUUCAUCUGAUAAUGAAGAUACAAGAGUCACAGUUACAACUACAUCAUCACAAACAACAAGUGGAGAAACAGAAUCAAGUCUUUCAACAGGUAGUCCUAGUAAAAGUGGAAAAACAACUGGUAGUAGUUUAUCACCUUCACCUGCUAAACAAAACUGCAUAUCACCUACAAAAUCUGUAAAACGAGAUGCAUCAAUAGAAUCCGUUUUGUCUGAUGACUAUGCAAUUCCACCUGAUGCUGUUUCUUCUGAUACCAUUAGUAUUGUUUCAGUUGAACCACAAGCUGUCAAAAUGUCAAUCACUCAAGUCAGUCCCAAAAAAGAAUCUUUAGAGAAAAGUGGUUAUUUAACUAAAUUAGGUGGAAAAUUUAAAACAUGGAGACGUAGAUGGUUUGUUCUGAAAAAUGGAACACUAAGUUACUAUAAAACUCAAAAUGAUGUCUGUCGCAAACCCCAGGGACAGAUAAUUUUAGAUGAAGUAUGCAGGGUUAACAGGGCAGAAGGUGCAGCAACAUUUGAGAUAUCUACUGGAAAACGCACAUAUUAUUUAACUGCUGAUUCAAUAAAUACAAUGGAAGAAUGGGUUAAAGUAUUACAAAAUGUUCUUAGGAGAAAUGCAACACGUCUUCUUCUUAGUAAAGAAGAUAAUAAGCCAACAAUAGAAGGCUGGUUAACAAAGGUUAAGCAUGGUCAUUCUAGAAGAUAUUGGUGUGUGUUAAUUGGACGUAUGUUUUUAUACUUCAAAACUCCUAAUGAAACAGAUGUCUGGUUAUAUCAUUUGACUGUAGUCUCAUCUGGUGAAAACUUAGCAGGUACACAAUAUGAACAAUUGAUUGCUCGUCUAAUGGAAGCUGAUGGAGAUGAAAAUAGUGUAAUAUGGAGACAUCCAUUAUUAUUGUAUUCCAAAGACAGUAUAUCGCAACCUCUGACCACUUUACCGUCCGAACAACUACAAACAGAGGCAGUAAAACUUUUUAAGUCCAUCCAGUUGUUUAUAUCAGUGCCAUUGGAUACUUCGGGAAUAGAUUAUCAUGUGGCUCUGGCUCAAAAUGCCUUGCAGCAGUGCCUCACAUUUCCAGAGCUCCAGAAUGAAUUUUUCUGUCAAUUAAUUAAACAAACUUCUAGACAUUGUUAUCAGAGACUAGGUGUACAGGUAAGUGUAAAUAAAUUAACUGUAUAUAGUGCAUUACUAAAACCAAAAGAUGUCUGGUUAUAUCAUUUGACUGUAGUCUCAUCUGGUGAAAACUUAGCAGGUACACAAUAUGAACAAUUGAUUGCUCGUCUAAUGGAAGCUGAUGGAGAUGAAAAUAGUGUAAUAUGGAGACAUCCAUUAUUAUUGUAUUCCAAAGACAGUAUAUCGCAACCUCUGACCACUUUACCGUCCGAACAACUACAAACAGAGGCAGUAAAACUUUUUAAGUCCAUCCAGUUGUUUAUAUCAGUGCCAUUGGAUACUUCGGGAAUAGAUUAUCAUGUGGCUCUGGCUCAAAAUGCCUUGCAGCAGUGCCUCACAUUUCCAGAGCUCCAGAAUGAAUUUUUCUGUCAAUUAAUUAAACAAACUUCUAGACAUUGUUAUCAGAGACUAGGUGUACAGCAAUUACUACUUUGUGCAACACAAUCACUCUUUCUCUGUGACACAUCAGCUGCAGAGAAAACUUCUCCUACCUCUACUGUUCCAUCUGAUAGGCCGUCCUUGACAGAAAAUAAGUUAAAUCCUCCAACUUUUAUGUUUGUACAGGCAUGGCAAUUACUAGCCUUAGCAAUUUCACUUUUUAUUCCAAAAAAUCGUACUUUAUGGUAUCUGCGCACACAUCUGCAAAGGAAUGUUGAUUCCAAAACAGAACCUGGAAAAUAUGCAAUAUUUUGUCAGAGAGCUCUUGAAAGGGCACUUACAAAUAGUAGCAGGGAAUGUAAGCCAUCAAGAAUGGAAGUCCUUAGUAUACUGCUCAAAAAUCCUUAUCAUCAUUCACUUCCUCAUAGUAUACCAGUUCAUUUUUUAAAUGGAACAUAUCAGGUUGUAGGAUUUGAUGGUUCUACCACUGUUGAAGAAUUUAUUCAAAGUUUGAAUGCAGAAGCAGGGAUUAGAGAUACUAGCCAUUCUGGAUUCUUUCUUUACAGUGAUGAUCCCAUCGAAAAAGGCAUGGAACAUUGCCUUCAAAGUUCUUCCAAGCUCUGUGAUGUUAUAUCAAAAUGGGAACAAGCAUUAAGAGAAAAGCACUUAGGAAAAUUUGAAAACACAAGAAUUAUUAAACUUAUGUAUAAAAACAGAUUGUGUUUCCGUCAGUUAUUGAAAGCUGAAACUGAUAAAGAAAGAUUAUUAACAGCAUAUCAAAUUAAUGAUGAAGUGAUGCAAGGAAAAUUUCCACUUACUAGGGAAUUAGCACUUGAAUUAGCUGCACUGAUGGCACAAAUUGAAUUUGGAGACUAUAAUGGUGAUAAAAUCAGAGGAAGUGGUGGUCCUCCAACUAAUCCUCAACAUCAGUUACAGCAAGUGAUUGAGAAAUUUUAUCCUCAGAGGUAUCGAGAAAUCCAAGGGGAAAACUUAUUAGUUAGCAUACAACUCUGUGAUGUUAUAUCAAAAUGGGAACAAGCAUUAAGAGAAAAGCACUUAGGAAAAUUUGAAAACACAAGAAUUAUUAAACUUAUGUAUAAAAACAGAUUGUGUUUCCGUCAGUUAUUGAAAGCUGAAACUGAUAAAGAAAGAUUAUUAACAGCAUAUCAAAUUAAUGAUGAAGUGAUGCAAGGAAAAUUUCCACUUACUAGGGAAUUAGCACUUGAAUUAGCUGCACUGAUGGCACAAAUUGAAUUUGGAGACUAUAAUGGUGAUAAAAUCAGAGGAAGUGGUGGUCCUCCAACUAAUCCUCAACAUCAGUUACAGCAAGUGAUUGAGAAAUUUUAUCCUCAGAGGUAUCGAGAAAUCCAAGGGGAAAAGCAAGUGAUUGACAACAUUCGUGAGAAGUGGAAACAGUUGAAAGGGAGAUUAGUAUUGGACUGUGUUCGCAUUUAUUUAAAUUGUGCCCGAAAAUGGUCCUAUUGCGGUGCCAAAUUAUUUAGUGCCAAGUAUCAUAUUUAUGCUUUUAGGCAAGUGAUUGACAACAUUCGUGAGAAGUGGAAACAGUUGAAAGGGAGAUUAGUAUUGGACUGUGUUCGCAUUUAUUUAAAUUGUGCCCGAAAAUGGUCCUAUUGCGGUGCCAAAUUAUUUAGUGCCAAGCUGAAAUCCGGAGAUCAGGCGAUGAUCUGGUUGGCUGUGGUAGAAGAUAGCAUAGUUCUACUCGAUUACGUAACUAUGCAACCUCUCGUACGCUAUUUGUAUUCCGGAGUCAUGACUUUCGGAGGAUGCAGGGACGACUUCAUGCUAGUCAUCAGUUCGUCGGAUGGAGAAACGGGACACAACACGGAGAGGCUACUCUUCUCCAUGUCCAAACCUAAGAUCCUAGAGAUGACGCUGUUAAUCGCUGAUUACAUGAACGCCCUAGGGCGACCUGCUCUAGUGCCUCCAUCCCCUCAAGUCAGUACCUUAAGCAGGUUGGAGAAGAUUCGAGCGAAGAUCAGGGCCAGCAACACUCUACCGUCGUGUGGAACAGCUGUAGAUUCGCCCGAUAUCGUCAAGAUGGCGGCCGAGGCCGAUUCCCGAUUGCUUCAUCGGAGCGAAUCUUGCAAGAAACGAGGUGGAAGCGAUUCCACGUGA
Messenger RNA from Centruroides sculpturatus (bark scorpion), 5624 nucleotides. RefSeq lists its product as uncharacterized. Gene Ontology annotation, cellular component: cytoskeleton. Bases 120 to 5624 code for a protein of 1834 amino acids. The record is from RefSeq and is a predicted model, not a curated record. The transcript is spliced from 37 exons. Lineage: Eukaryota; Metazoa; Arthropoda; Arachnida; Scorpiones; Buthidae.